UAAAAGAAGAAAAGCGGAGCAAACAAUUUUUGAGAGAAUCUAUUUUUAUUUUUAUUUUUUUCCCGUAUUUUUGAUCUUGUAGCUGAAAUGAAUUAGUGAUUAAAGUGUAGAACCCGGAUUAAAUCUCGAAAUCGGAGGUUUUAAUUUCUCAUUCGAGAUCUCUAGAUGGCCGCCCCGUUCUUUUCUACUCCUUUUCAACCUUACGUUUAUCAGAGUCCGCAAGAUGCUGUGAUCCCAUUUCAAAUAUUGGGUGGUGAGGCUCAAAUAGUUCAGAUAAUGUUGAAGCCGCAAGAAAAAGUUAUUGCAAAACCUGGCUCAAUGUGCUUCAUGUCUGGGUCCAUUGAAAUGGAAAACACCUAUGUCCCUGAAAACGAGGUAGGCAUGUGGCAGUGGCUUUUUGGCAAGAGUAUAACUAGUAUUUCUCUUCGCAAUCCUGGUCCAAAUGAUGGAUUUGUUGGAAUUGCUGCACCUUCUCUGGCAAGGAUUCUUCCGAUUGAUUUGGCAAUGUUUGGUGGAGAGCUUUUGUGUCAGCCAGAUGCAUUUCUUUGCUCCAUCAAUGAUGUGAAGGUCAAUAAUACGGUUGAUCAGCGGCCACGAAAUGUCGUAACUGGUGUAGAGGGAUUUCUGAGACAGAAGUUAUCUGGCCAGGGGCUUGCAUUUAUUGUUGCUGGUGGAUCUGUUGUGCAGAAAAAUCUUGAGGUGGGUGAGGUGUUGGCAGUUGACGUGUCAUGCAUUGUGGCCCUCACUGCUUCCAUCGACGUCCAAAUCAAAUUCAAUGGUCCAAUGAGAAGAGCAGUUUUUGGAGGUGACAAUUUGGUAACAGCUGUUCUAACAGGACCGGGCAUUGUCUUCAUCCAGAGUUUGCCAUUUCAUCGAUUUUCACAGCGAAUUGCAAGGGCGGUUACAUCUCCAAACAUGAGGGAAAAUCCAAAGUUCUUCGUUCAAAUAGCUAUUUUCUUUUUUCUAGCAUACGUGGUGAUUGUAUCUUCUUUAAUAUUAACUGAUGUGUGAAAUUGUCUUUCCCUCUUUAAUUUUUGUUAAAUUUUUUUCUUCCCUCUUUAGGAAAUCUAGAUUAAAUUGAUCAAAGUGUUUGCUUCAAGUUAUGUUGUUUUAUCGAAAACUUCACAUCCAGUUAUUCAAAGAAAAGAAAUUGAACUCUUUUAGUUUUGACUUUUGA
Molecule: messenger RNA, 1177 nt
Organism: Theobroma cacao (cacao)
Lineage: Eukaryota; Viridiplantae; Streptophyta; Magnoliopsida; Malvales; Malvaceae
Source: RefSeq, a predicted model, not a curated record